AUGUGGGUGCCGUCUUCUUCGAUGGCAGCUGAGAUCAAUGCGACGGGCUUCGACGACGCAAAUUUGCCCGGCCUGCGGCUGCCAAAAAACCUCAGAGCCACGGCCGACGCUGCGGAGGCCGCUGCGGGAGCGGACUUGUUGAUUUUGGUGGUCGCGAGGGAGAACAUGGCGGAGGUCGUCGAGCAGCUCAAGGGAAAGGUCAAAAGCACAGCUACUGCCGUUGUGAUGUCGAAAAUCCUCAUGCCGGACCCGCUUUCGAAGGAGAAGGGCGACAAGGGCUCGGGGCUCCACUUCGGGAGCGAGUUCGUGAGCCAAGCACUGGGAAUUCCAGCAGCCGUGCUGAUGGGUGGGACGCUGGCUGCAGACGUUGCUCGUGGGUACUUUGCGGAGGCCACUCUGGGCUGCAAGGACCCAAAGGUGAGCGAGGUCUUGCUCGAGCUUUUCAACAAACCGAAUUUCUCGGUCAGCAGCCUACCCAGCCCAACGGCCGUGGAGCUUUUCGCGGUCUUGAAGGCCAUCAUUGCCGUGGGUGCAGGGUUCUGCGACGGCCUCGAGUUGGGUCACAACUCCAAGGCGGCAGUCAUCCGCCUUGGUGCAGUGGAACUGGCAAAGUUUGCUAGGCGAUUCUACCCGGAGGAGGCAUCAAAGGAAGCCCUGACGGAAGCGUGUGGCAUAACCGACAUCAUUGCAUCCAGCUAUGGGGACUCGCGGACGAGGCGCUGUGCGGAGGCCUUCGCCCGGGAGCCGCAGAAGGGCUGGGACCAGGUCGCUCGGGAGAAGCUGCGGAGUGGGGAGCCAGCGGGCAUCGCCGUUCUGCGGACGUGCGCAGCCUUCGUCAGGUCGCAUCGUGCUGAAAGCGACUUCCCAUUCCUAGCGCGCGUGGACGAGAUCUCUGCUUCGAGGGCAGCGCCAGCGUCGCUGACGGAGAUGGCGAUUCCCAGGGUUCGCGCUUCGAAAGCCCUGAAGGUGGCUGUGCUCGGCUCCGGCAACUGGGGCUGUGCUAUUGCCAAGAUCAUCGCUCGCAACGCGUUGAGGCGUACCGAGUUCCAGAAGGAUGUGGCCAUGUGGGUUCACGAAGAAACUGUCGAAGGGCGCAAGCUCACUGACAUUAUCAACGAAGAGCACGAGAACGUGAAAUACCUUCCAGGAGUUGAGUUGCCGCACAACCUGCAUGCCGAGUCCGAGGUGACGACGUGUGUCCGGGACGCUCACAUCCUGGUCUUCGUACUGCCGCACCAGUUCUUGCCUGGAUUGCUGAAGUCCAUCAAGGGCGCCGUGCUCGCGGAUGCUGUGGGCGUCUCAUUGGUUAAAGGCUACCUGGAGAUCGAUCGACAAACAGGUUCGUUGACCACCGGAACACAGCUCAUUGAGGCUGAGCUUGGCAUUCCCUGCGCCGUCUUAAACGGUGCCAAUGUGGCCACCGAUGUGGCCCACGACCAUUUUGCAGAGGCCACCCUUGGCUGCACAAGCGACCAGUCCCAGGUGCUUUGGAACCUGCUCAACACGCCGCAGUUCAGCGUGCGCACCACUCCUGACAUCUUGGGGGUGGAGCUUUUUGGGGGUCUGAAGAACGUGGUCGCCCUGGCUGCAGGCUUCUCCGAUGGGCUCGGCUUCCCGCCUAACACCAAAGCAGCUAUCCUGCGGCGCGGACUGCAAGAAAUGGCCCGGCUCAUCAAGGAGCUCUAUCCCAGCUCCUCCCCAGACACUCUGCUGGAGAGCUGCGGGUUGGCUGAUCUGCUGACCACCUCCUACAGCGGUCGAAACCGUCUGUGUGCCGAGGCCUUUGCGGUUGCCUCUGGGACGAAGAGUUGGGAGGACAUCGAGAAGGAGCUCCUCCAGGGCCAGAAGCUCCAGGGGCCCAGCACCUGCGCGGACGUCUGGGCAAUGAUUGAGAAGCGGGGUCUUGAGAACAAGUUUCCGCUCUUCACCGCGAUCCAGAGGGCGGUGACCAAAGAGAUCACCCCGGAGGGUGUUUUCAAGUGCAUUGGGCUAGUGUCUGCCACUUGA
Molecule: messenger RNA, 2007 nt
Organism: Symbiodinium necroappetens
Lineage: Eukaryota; Dinophyceae; Suessiales; Symbiodiniaceae
Source: the annotation of a GenBank genome assembly